Molecule: messenger RNA, 2409 nt
Organism: Serpula lacrymans var. lacrymans S7.9
Lineage: Eukaryota; Fungi; Basidiomycota; Agaricomycetes; Boletales; Serpulaceae
Exons: 5
Coding region: 1-2409 (802 amino acids)
Molecular function (GO): ATP binding; ATP hydrolysis activity
Source: RefSeq, a predicted model, not a curated record
AUGUCACCUUCCACCGGAAACGCAGAUCGUUUCCUCGAGCACUUAAACGAAUUUGAUAUCAAGCUGGAGGAGAGCGCCUUAAACUAUCUUACUAGCAUGCUAGCAGUCCUCUCCACUAACAGCGACAUUCGAGAGUCAACAGAAAUGAUAUUGGAAGAAGCAGAAGUAGACAGCGAGCGCAUGGAUGUCUUCUAUGCAACGCUAGGAGCAUCAAACGCGCCAGCCUCCACACCUUCAAAGCAGCGGCCACCGAGUGACGACCCAGUACCAGCAACUCCAGCUGAAAAGGUUAAACAAGGAAAGGGAAAAUCGUCAAUGGCCGGCCGGAGACAGAGGCACACCCAGAAGAAAGCUGCCACUGAUGAAAGUGUGAUCACUGGAGUCGAACCCACAAUUAUCGCAAGCUCGCAGCAGAGCCGAUUUCAUCGAGAGACUCUAGAAACAAGCUCUAAAGAUAUCGAUCUGGCCGAUGUCAAUAUUUCAGUAAAUCAGUUGGAUUUGUUGGUUGAUGCACACCUUAAAUUGAAGGAAGGUGUGCGAUAUGGUUUGAUUGGCCAGAACGGUGUUGGCAAGACAGUCUUAAUGAAGUGUAUGGCCGAUAAUAUACUGGCGAUGCCGCAAAAUUUGAAUAUUCUUCAUAUCACACAACUCGAAACCUUCGAUGAGUCGACUGUAGUGCUGAAUGAAGUCUUAGACGCAGAUAAAGCUUCUAAGAAUGCUCUAUGGGAGUUUGAAGAGUUACACCGAGUACUGGGCAACGAAAGACAAAGCACAGCAAAGAACACAGCAGAGCUUAACAGAGUUGUGCACAGAAUUCUACUCUCACGACUGCGAGAGCGCCUUGAAGAUGCUCGGCGUCUAGCAAUUAAACGCUCUGGCACACGAGGACACGAAGCUCGUCAACAGCAGCUGAAGCUCGAGAAGGAGUACAGCGAACUUGAAGUGCAAAACGCGCAAACAUUCAUUACUUCACGCAUGACUGCUGACCUCUUGCCGGAAAUCUUUGACAAAUAUGAACUGAUAAACGUGGAGGCGCAAGCUGCAAAAGCACGGAAAAUCCUGAAAGGUCUGGGAUUCAGCAAGGACCAGACUGAUGCGCCAGUAAAGACACUUUCAGGAGGAUGGAGGAUGAAAAUCGCACUCGCAAAAUCGCUGUUCCUAGAACCUAACGUUUUGUUCCUUGAUGAACCAACCAACCACCUCGAUUUACCUGCAAUUUUGUGGUUACAAGAAUAUCUAAUUAACGAAACAGAGGGUCUCACCGUUGUCGUCGUUUCACAUGAUCGGGAAUUCUUGAACGCAGUCACAGAUGAGACGAUUAUUCUGAGAGACAAGACCCUAAAAUAUCACCCAGGCAAUUUCGAUGAUUACGAGAAAAAUAGCGAAGAGCAGCGUAUUCGUAAGCAGACCAUGCUUGAUACCCAGGAAAAGAAAAGGGCGAAGGUAGUGGCUAGUAUUCAACAUAACGUUCAGCAAGCCAAAUCGACGGGAGACGAUAAACGCCUAGGUCAGGUGGCUUCGCGCAAAAAGAAACUGGAUCGUCUGGGCAUGGAAAAAACAGAAGAUGGAAAGCGGUUCAAGGUCAGUUACUGGGCGGGGUACCACGAUGGAGCGAGGGAGAAAGUCACAGUGGAGCAAGCAGUAAAGACCGCGCCCAUAAAGAUACCAGUCCCUGAGCCGCUACGAUUUCACGGCUCUACCUUCAUGGCCAAAGACACUUCUUUCAAAUAUCCCGGUACUCAGAGAAACGUCAUCGAAAAUUUCUCUAUCGAUAUUAAGUCCAAUGAUCGAAUCGCAAUCUUGGGUCCCAAUGGAUGCGGCAAGACCACACUACUUAACAUGUUGACUGGCCAGACAAAACCGACAAAGGGGGAAGUUUAUCAUCACCCUCUUCUUCGGAUCGGUUAUUUCUCGCAACAUAUUGUAGAUCAGCUCGAUCACGAUUGUACACCGGUAGAAGAUAUGAUGAAACGAUAUCCAGGCCUGACAGAGCACGAGUGUCGGGCACAAUUUGGCACCGUGGGGAUCACCGGAAACACGGUAUUGCGCAAGACAAGAAACUUGAGUGGUGGACAGCGAAAUAGGAUUGCACUUGCACUUGUCCUGCAGAAUGCACCUCACGUGCUUGUGCUUGAUGAAAUCACAAAUCAUCUGGACAUGGGGACAGUCGAAAAGCUCGUGGAUGCACUGAAAGAAUUUACCGGAACACUGAUCUUGGUUAGUCACGAUGUGUGGUUCCUGAAGCAGUUGAUGGAAGAGGAAGAGGACGACGGUGACGGCCCAGAAGAAGAAAGCGAAUUUCUACGGAGAGAAUUUUAUAUUGUCAAGAAUGGGCAGGUCGGCAAGUGGGAAUCAGAUAUGGACGCUUAUGUGGAGACUGUAAUGGGAAAAGUGAGAAAGGCUCGAUGA